Girardinichthys multiradiatus is the source of this 4356-nucleotide messenger RNA. RefSeq lists its product as uncharacterized. NCBI's taxonomy places the organism in Eukaryota, Metazoa, Chordata, Actinopteri, Cyprinodontiformes, Goodeidae. The coding region runs from base 1563 to 2201 and encodes 212 amino acids. Gene Ontology annotation, molecular function: ubiquitin-protein transferase activity. The record is from RefSeq and is a predicted model, not a curated record. The transcript has 7 exons.
UCUUCCUCAGCUCCCUGCUGACCGAGCUACCCAUCUUGCUCGGUAGGGGGCGUUGUGCACGUCUGCAUUGCAUUACAUUGCAAACGUGCGGGAAAAUUGAUUGAAUUGCCGGUGUGGGUCUGACUAUCGGGACGCAGAGUAAGCAACCACAGUGACCACAACAGUGGCAGAGCUACUGAGGGAGGCCGCUGCUGCUAUAGAACAAGUUCCUUCUUCCAACGCACCUGUGGCAAUGCUGAAUGCUCCUGAGCGCCGUAACAAUGCUCGAGGUAAGGUUUUAGCAAGAAAAGCUAGCAAAAUAACAUGCACGUGUGAAACCUUUUUUUUAAGAUGUCAUGUCAACGAGAAACACUGUUGUUGAGUGUUAGGGCCCGCCAGACAAGUAUCAGUGAUUUUCCUUUUUUUGUUAACUGAAGUUACAGUUACAGUAGAUUAUAAUGAAGCAACCAUUUGUUUCAACAACUAACUUAAGUGUCAACAACAGCAAGUGUGUAUGCCUGGAGCCAUUAGGCUACUAACAAGCUGCAGUCAACAAAGACCCUUGUAAAUUUGUAUAUGUUUUCUACUAUUAAUUCAACAUGAUCUUGAUCAUGAUAGAAAUUAAAUUACAUCAUGCAAUCUUACUGUUCUGCAUUGAAAUGUUAACCAAAAAAUAUCCAUUGAUCAAAAAAAUUUUGGACUAUGUUUAUCUCACCAUUUAUGUUUAUGCAUAACUACACUAUAUCCUUAUUUUAUUUUUAAUUCUGUUUCUUCUUUUUAACAUAUUCAAAAUAAAGUUCAAUUCAGUUGAAUUUAUGUUCUGCUUUCCAACCCAUAUUUCUUCCAGCUGAGGUUUUGAGGUUGUUUAGUCCUUACCCUGCACGAGGUGUACAACGUAAGUCAACCUCACCAGCCACCAUGACCAAAAAAUUUAAAAAGACCACAUCCACUCACGCUUUCUUCUGCCUGGCUAAAAGAAAGGACAGUGAUAUCCCAACCCCAGCAGCAAAAAGAACGCUUGAAAGGGCAGGUUUAUGGGAAAGGAAAAUCACAUUCCCAGAUAAAUACUGUGGUGACUUUUCUGAUCACCUAGAGUUGAACUUUCCACAACUGAAGUACUGUGGUGGGUUUCAACUCCUGCGGAGCCGGGGCUCUACAAGGUCCAAAGUCUUGGAAAUCAUUCCUUGCCCACAGAAUGGGUAUACUCCUGAAGGCCUGUCUAGCAAAGAAAUUGGAGUGGGGGCAGCUGUGAUUUACAUAAGGCCAAUCCAAAAAGAUAUUGACAUCCAGGUCGAAUUGUAUAUUUCUAGUAUUAUGUAGUAUUUGAUUCUCUGGAGUAUGAAAUCCCUGGCAAAGAAAUCCCCAGCCGAUAACCCUCACAACUGAAAUAUGUCUGUACAAAGUCCACUAAGCUCUAAUGUGAAGAAAGAUGUUUGAUUAUGUGAUGCAUAUUUACUUGUUACUAUUGUCUCAUUUAUGCCAGGAUCCUCCCAGUUUGACCCUCACUCCUCAAACAACUGGACCACUGAUGGAAUGUGUCUACUGUGCAGAGAUAUUUAGCUUCUCUGAGAUUCAAGGCCACAAUGACUGUUGUGAAAAAGAACACUGGCAGAACUCUUCUGUUCAAUGGGACAGGCGAUCACAAGGUCCCAUCCACUUCCAAAGUCCUGAUUGAUGGAGACCUUUUCCGAGUAGCUGGACGUGCCAUAGGACAUUCUUUUAUUCAUGGAGGCCCUCGAUUGAAUGGACUGAGUCCAGCAAUGUUGCAGCUAAUUGUUGGAAGUAAUCAGGAGUUUGCUGCACUUGAGCUUGCUGACUGCCCUGAUACAGAUGUCCUUGAUGUGCUUGAUAGUCAGAGAGAACUGACCCCACAGGAACGAUGUGAGGUGAACAACUUGGCCUUUGGCUGGGAUCUUCCUCCCAUCAACGAUAACAACAGGAGGUGGUUGGCAGAGAAAAUUCUACAGCAUGUGGUCAUUGAACGGAGAAGAGCACAAAUGAAGCAGCUCCGUAAGGGGCUGAAAGAGAGCGGUGUUCUCACUAUGAUUAAAGAGCGUCCAGCCCUAGCCGAAGUCCUUUUCCCAAAAUCAGCAGAACAAGUGAUGGACUCACAGACCAUCUUGAAAAGGAUCAUCUGGCCAAUGCCAGAUAGUGAGGAUGAGAAUGACCACAGCAACGUGGAGGAGACAUGCCUGGUGACAGGCUUUUUGAGACUACAUUGAAAAAGGGUCUUCUCAGGAACUACAACAACUCCUGAAGUUCUGGACAGGUUGGAGGAUACCCCCCCAGCACCUUUAUGUUGAAAUAUCUCCAGAAAUUACUCUGCCAGUCGCUUCAACCUGCCUCACAACGCUGAAACUCCCAACGCUGAAACUCCCACUGAAGUGCCAAAGUUACCAGGCAUUCAAAGAAAACCUGGAAGCAUCUGUGAGAUCUACGGAGUUUGGAUUUGGAAUGAUCUGAUUAGACUGAUCUGAGAUCUGCUUUAAAGCAGAGGUAGGGAGUAGGAGAAACCUAACUCCCACAUUUCCAUGUCUGGUUUGUAGUUUUUGUAAAUUUUAGUGUCGCUUCUCUUUAUUUUUUACCAGUUGGUGAAAAGAUAGUUCUACUCUCAUGUUGAAUAUAUUUGUAUAGUCAAUCAUACAAAAGUACCUCCAUAACAAACUACCCCCUUAAACCGUUUAAUAAUGUUGACAUUUUAAUAUACAGUUAAGGAGCGUGAUAUUUUAUUGACAAAUGUUUAAGGUUGUGGAAUAAAGACAACUUCAAAAAGAAAAAAAAACGUUCUUGCUUCCAGAAUGCACCUAAAAUGCACACAACCUUUACAAGUGAACUUAAUUAACUCUAAUGCUGUUGCCAGUAUUUAAGAAUGCUGGGUUUAAUUCUUGCCAUAUCAGUAGUGGUUGUGGUUCUGGAUAGAGUGGAGGGGGGACUGUGACUGUAUAGAUGUCCAGUGCAUCCAAGAAGGGAACAUUGGGGUCAGGUAAGCUAGCCAUGUCCUCCUCUGUCAGAUGUCGCUACAGCUCCACUUGAGGUACUUCAACUUGUUCCCUUUGAUCUCCAAUGUCACCAAAUCCGUAUGGUCCAUCCCAAUCAAUACCAUAGUCUGCCUCCACCUCAACACAAAAGAGUAUUGGAAUUUUAAAUAUCGAAUAUUAAAUAUUUCAUAAACUUUGUAACUGUUUCAGAAAAAUAAGGCUUUGUUAGGAUACAACACAAUACAAAACCUAUCUUAUCUUAAAAUGUUUCACUGUAAGUUUAACAAUUACAGUUUAAAAAUGUUAAGCUAUGCAAUAAGCUCUCCUAACCUUAAAGGAGUCAUCACUGGGUGUUUUAACAUAUCAUGUCUCUCUGUAAUUGUAUCAAAAUUACACAUGAGAUUUUGACUGGUCUGGAUGCUCAUUGUAAUAAUGGUAAUGAGGUGCACAAUAAUUAAGAAGCUGUUCACGUCAGAGGCAAUGGGCAGAGCUGGACCAGGGUUCGCUGCUGUCCCCCUCGCAUUCUUGUAAUGUAUGUAUGCAUGCGUAAACAAAGAUUUUUAAUUUUCAGUCAAGUUUCAACUGAGGUCCAACUAUAAUAGAAAUGUUUUAACAAGUAAAAAUUAGAUUUUAAGGUGAUGACUCCUUUACAUAUUUAAUUUUUAAAGAAAUGUAGCCAUAUAAUUUUAGGGUUUUAUAAUAUUUAAUUAAGUUGGUAGGGAGACUGGCUACCUGCAGUUCUCAGACUAUGAUGGUUCCAUGCAUCCACGAAGAAGGCCAGUUGCUUCUGUAGUUGAGGCAGAAAAGUCCAGUGGAGAGCAAAAAGAUGAUUUUCAUCAUCAGGAUUCAACAUUCCUUCACUUUCCAGGUUUCAAAAGACAACAUAGAAUGGGACCAGGACUUGGAUGUACACAUCUCUCCACAGGCGUUCUAUCCUGGAAGGGCAAAUGACAUGAUAAAAAAAAAAAUAAACAUAUGGAAAAAACGGUUUUGCUUUGAAUUAUAAUUGACAAAAUAAUAAUUAUGUUAUUUAAAAUUAGAAUUGAGGACAAAAAAACGACGCUCAAAGAAAAGGUUGAUGUGCAUAAAAGUGGUAACUUUAGAUAGUCAUAGUCCUAAGAAGCCAGGAUUUAGAUUGUGACAGACACUAAAGCUCCACUGAUGAAUGAGGUAUGGAAUGAAUAAAUGAGGGAACUGCGCAUUUGACCUUAUGCACAGUUUUAUAUAUGAGGCCCUGGUCUUGGUUGAGUACUCGCCUGACGUGUGAAAAUACAAGCAAACUACACACUAUAAAGUUUUAUCUUUUAAGCUUUAUGUUAGUGGUCAUAGGAGAGAAGAUUGUAACAUCCAACAAUUAUGUGAAUAGAAAAGAAGAAAUAAAAAAAUUAAAAGUUUUGAA